Hevea brasiliensis (rubber tree) is the source of this 2041-nucleotide messenger RNA. Its product is annotated as galactan beta-1,4-galactosyltransferase GALS1. Lineage: Eukaryota; Viridiplantae; Streptophyta; Magnoliopsida; Malpighiales; Euphorbiaceae. The record is from RefSeq and is a predicted model, not a curated record. The transcript has 2 exons. The coding region runs from base 169 to 1668 and encodes 499 amino acids.
AAUAAAGGCCACAUCAAAACCCAAACUCGUAAUAUGCCCUCAUCAUAUUUCCGAAAAGAGAGGCAAGUAUCCAUCCUCUUUUUUCUUUUUAGUGUCGCUACCUGUGGCUGUGACUCUCCUUUCACCUUUUUCCAUCGCCAUCGCCACCAUUGUCCGCCGAAGACCUAGAUGAGAAAGGACUCCCCACCCCUCUCCUCCGUCGCCGGCGGCACCGUGGGUAAACUAUCAGUAUGUUUCGAAACUAAGCCCUUAGUGGCCACAUUACUAGCACUCACUCUGGUGAUGCUCAUCUGGAAUCUCCCUCCCUACUACCAAAACCUCAUAUCCACCACUCGUCCUUGCUCUGCCCCCCCAACAACCACAACCAUUACUACUACUUCUGUAAUCGCUUCCAAUGCUUCAUCGUUGCCUAUUACCUCCCCUGCCAGCUCAUUGUCCAAGCAAAAGUACUCCACCCCCUUCACCGACCCAAACAAGCGGAUUUUCCAGGCAUACGGCAACGCUGCCGCUCUCUUUGUUCAGAUGGGUGCAUACCGCGGCGGCCCAAGGACCUUUGCUGUGGUGGGGCUCUCUUCCAAGCCCAUUCACGUGUUUGGCCGUCCCUGGUACAAGUGCGAGUGGAUCUCCAACAAUGGUUCUUCUAUGAGGUCCAAGGCCUAUAAGAUGCUUCCAGACUGGGGUUAUGGUCGCGUCUAUACUGUUGUGGUUGUCAAUUGCACCUUCCCCGUGAAUCCAAAUCAGGGCAAUGCGGGUGGAAAGCUGAUGGUCAAUGCGUAUUACGGUGAAUCCCAGAGGAAAUACGAGAAGUUCGUUGCAUUGGAAGAGGCGCCAGGCUCUUACAACGAGUCCAAGUACCACCCUCCUUACCAGUACGAGUAUCUCUAUUGUGGGUCUUCUUUGUACGGGAAUUUGAGUGCGGCAAGAAUGAGGGAAUGGAUGGCUUACCACGCCUGGUUCUUCGGACCCAGUUCCCAUUUCGUGUUUCACGAUGCUGGUGGAGUGAGCCCUGAGGUAAGGGCUGCGCUUAAGCCAUGGGUGCGAGCAGGGAGGGCAACGGUUCAGGACAUUAGAGGGCAGGCUGAGUUCGAUGGGUAUUAUUAUAACCAAUUUCUGGUAGUCAACGACUGCUUACACCGGUACCGAUAUGCUGCCAACUGGACAUUUUACUUUGAUGUGGAUGAGUAUAUCUAUUUGCCAGAGAACAAUACUCUGGAAUCGGUUCUUCAAGAAUUCUCCGAUUAUACUCAGUUCACGAUUGAGCAGAAUCCAAUGUCCAGUGUGCUCUGUUUGAAUGAUUCCAUUGAGGAAUAUUCCAGGGAAUGGGGAUUCGAGAAGCUAUUAUUCAGGGAAUCAAGAGAGGGAAUUCGGAGGGACCGCAAGUACGCAAUACAGGCAAAGAAUGCAUAUGCAACUGGAGUUCACAUGUCAGAGAAUGUAAUUGGCAAGACCUUGCACAAGACCGAAACAAAGAUUCGUUAUUAUCACUACCACAACUCCAUUACGGUUCCAGGCGAAUUGUGCAGGGAAUUUGUGCCUCCGUCAGCCAAGAACAAUGUGACCUGGUACAAUAAGCUCCCAUAUGUCUAUGAUGAUAAUAUGAAGAAACUAGCCAGAAUCAUCAAGGAAUUCGAGCGGCAAACCAUUGGAAAUAUACAGGCUAAUUCAUGAUUGAUUUAUGUGCAAAAUAAGUUAUACCAUAUGUUGAAGCGUGGCCUGCGUCUUCAUGAUUCAUUCUUCAGCUUAAUUGAGGGGACUUUGCUGACAAUUCAGUCCCUUUUAGUCUUUCCUGAGAGUGCGAGGAUCUGACCCACCCACCCACCCACCUGUGCCUGGCCAGAAACGACCCAACAAAAGGUGGAAGAGACUCCAGUAUUGCUUUGCUUUGUCUAUAUAUUUAUUUAUUUAUUUUUAUAUCAACUUGAAAGGAGAGUGUUUUAAUUGUUCUUUUUUCUGUUUUUAUAAUUUGAUGAUUUUGAUAAAUUUGCAAUGUGAUCGUUUAAUGUAAAGAUGCCUUGAGUAAUAAUCUUCUUUCAACUCUUAA